Propithecus coquereli (Coquerel's sifaka) is the source of this 4184-nucleotide messenger RNA. It is a transcript of the gene PCSK7, whose product is annotated as proprotein convertase subtilisin/kexin type 7. Gene Ontology annotation, biological process: protein processing. Bases 638 to 3004 code for a protein of 788 amino acids. Gene Ontology annotation, molecular function: serine-type endopeptidase activity. Lineage: Eukaryota; Metazoa; Chordata; Mammalia; Primates; Indriidae. The record is from RefSeq and is a predicted model, not a curated record. The transcript is spliced from 17 exons. Gene Ontology annotation, cellular component: Golgi membrane; trans-Golgi network.
GAUGCGGCGGAAGACCCCUGAGACACAAGAGGACUCUCCAGGGGCGCAGGGAAGAAGAGAGAUGCGACCGUGAGAAGGAAGGCGGCCUGGUGGGGGCAGGAGACCCUCUGGGGAGGUUACAGGGAGAGCCGAGGCCAUGGCGGUCAGAGAGAGAAGAGCAACGAGAUGUUUUUAAAGGUCGGCACCGAGAUGCCCUUUUCAGAGGACGCCAUGAAGAAGAACCCUGCGGGGAGGGACCCUGUUGAAGAUGCCCCGAGGCCUCGGGACGGUGGAGCUCCGCGACUUAAGCCCGCCAAAUCCGCACGCCCUCUGUCCACUGAGGCCGCCCGCGGGAGCCGGUCCCCGGCGCCCGUUGCUGGGGCCCGCGGGGUUGGCCCGGGCCCGUGGGGCCCGCCGCUGAUUGGCUGCGCCGCCGGGGCGGAAGUGAUGCUGCUGUCACUGGCUGCUCUGCUCCCGGGAAGCCGCGAGUUUCCGCAGGGAGGCGGCGGCAGCUGCGGCCGGGCGGGUCUGUAGCCUGCGCUGAGUCAACACUACUCACAGUGAAAGUGAUGCCUUUUCUCCCUUUGCACAAGAUGAGUGUGACGUGGUUAGCCAGACCAGGAGCUCAACCUAACGUAGAGUCCAGCCUACUGCUCUGAUGCCGAAGGGGAGGCAGAGAGUGCCACACUUGGAUGCCCCCCUGGGCCUGCCCACCUGCUUCUGGCUGGAAUUAGCCGGGCUCUUCUUACUGGUUCCCUGGGUCAUGUGCCUGGCAGGGACAGGUGGGCCUGAGGCCCAGGGUCCAGGGGGGCUAAGCUGGGCUGUGCAUCUGGACAGCCUGGAAGGUGAGGGGGCAGAAGAGACUCUGGAGCAGCAGGCAGAUGCCUUGGCCCACGCAGCAGGGCUGGUGAAUGCUGGACGCAUCGGAGAGCUCCGGGGGCACUACCUCUUGGUCCAGCCAGCUGGGCGUGGGCAGGCCCUGGAGGUGGAGGCCAUCCGGCAGCAGGCGGAAGCUGUGCUGGCCCGGCAUGAAACUGUGCGCUGGCACUCAGAGCAGAGGCUGCUAAAGCGGGCCAAGCGCAGCGUCCACUUCAAUGACCCCAAGUACCCGCAGCAGUGGCACCUGUAUAACCGGCGGAGCCCUGGCAGGGACAUCAACGUGACGGGUGUGUGGGAGCGCAAUGUGACUGGGCGAGGGGUGACGGUGGUGGUGGUGGAUGACGGAGUGGAACACACCAUCCAGGAUAUCGCCCCCAACUAUAGCCCUGAGGGUAGCUAUGACCUCAACUCUAAUGACCCUGACCCCAUGCCCCACCCGGACGUUGAGAAUGGCAACCACCAUGGCACCCGAUGUGCGGGAGAGAUUGCUGCUGUGCCCAACAACAGCUUCUGUGCCGUGGGCGUGGCCUAUGGGAGCCGCAUAGCAGGUAUCCGGGUGCUGGAUGGACCUCUCACAGACAGCAUGGAGGCUGUGGCGUUCAACAAGCACUACCAGAUCAAUGACAUCUACAGCUGCAGCUGGGGACCAGAUGAUGAUGGAAAGACAGUGGAUGGCCCACAUCAGCUUGGCAAGGCUGCCUUGCAACAUGGGGUGAUUGCUGGUCGCCAGGGCUUUGGGAGCAUCUUUGUGGUAGCCAGUGGUAAUGGGGGCCAGCACAAUGACAACUGCAACUACGAUGGCUACGCCAACUCCAUCUACACAGUCACCAUAGGUGCUGUGGAUGAGGAGGGUCGCAUGCCGUUCUAUGCAGAGGAGUGUGCCUCUAUGCUGGCGGUCACCUUCAGUGGUGGGGACAAGAUGCUCCGGAGCAUCGUGACCACUGACUGGGAUCUUCAGAAGGGCACUGGCUGCACUGAGGGCCACACAGGGACUUCAGCCGCAGCACCUCUGGCAGCCGGCAUGAUAGCCUUAAUGCUCCAGGUGCGGCCCUGCCUCACAUGGCGCGACGUCCAGCACAUCAUUGUCUUCACAGCCACCCAGUAUGAAGAUCGCCAUGCAGAUUGGGUCACCAACGAGGCAGGCUUCAGCCAUAGCCACCAGCAUGGUUUCGGCCUGCUCAAUGCUUGGAGGCUCGUUAAUGCAGCCAAGAUCUGGACAUCUGUCCCUUACUUAGCAUCGUACGUCGGUCCCGUGUUAAAAGAGAACAAGGCUAUUCCGCAGUCCCCCCGCUCGCUGGAGGUCCUGUGGAAUGUCAGCAGGAUGGACCUGGAGAUGUCGGGGCUGAAGACCCUGGAGCAUGUGGCAGUGACAGUCUCCAUCACUCACCCACGGCGCGGCAGCUUGGAACUGAAACUGGUUUGCCCCAGUGGCAUGAUGUCCCUUAUCGGCGCCCCUCGCAGCAUGGACUCGGAUCCCAACGGCUUCAACGACUGGACCUUCUCCACUGUGCGAUGCUGGGGGGAGAGGGCAAAAGGCGUCUACAGGCUGGUUGUCAGGGAUGUAGGAGAUGAGUCACUCCAGGUGGGCAUCCUCCGGCAGUGGCAGCUGACCCUGUAUGGCUCUGUGUGGAGUCCCGUAGACAUCAGGGACAGACAAAGGCUGAUAGAAAGCGCCAUGAGUGGAAAAUACCUGCACGAUAGCUUUGCUCUGCCCUGCCCACCUGGGCUGAAAAUUCCUGAGGAAGAUGGUUACACCAUCACCCCCAACACCCUCAAGACGCUGGUGCUGAUAGGCUUUUUUACUGUCUUCUGGACCAUCUACUACAUGCUGGAAAUAUAUUUGAGCCAGAGGCAUGUGGCAUCCAAGCCACUUUGUAGGAGUGGACCCUGCCACUGGCCCCAACGGAGCCGAAAAGCCAGGGAGGAGGGGACAGAGCUAGAAUCAGUGCCACUUUGCAACCGCAAGGAUGUAGACGGCGUGGAAGCAGAGAGUGGGGGCCUUCCCACUACCUCUGGCCUCCUCGCCCCAGACCUGCUGGAUGAAGGGGACUGGACCCUGUCCCAGAACAACAGGAGUGCCCUGGACUGCCCUCACCAGCACCGACCCAUAGACCUGUUACAGGGGAAGGAGGAGCAGAUCUGCUGACCUCAGGGUCUCACAGACUUGGUGUGGGACAGGCUCUUGCCUCCCCAAAGUGGGAAAGUUUACAAAGCUGCUCCCAGCUUUCCGGCGCUCUGGCGGGAAAGCAGUCCUGCUGCUUACAUCUGGAAUGUGAGGCCUAAACAGCAUCCUCUAACUGCUCAAGGAGGUGAGGGCCUUCUUAAGGUACAAGUGGCAGAGGAUUGUUGCCAGAGAACGGUCUGGUGAGAGCCAGUAUCUUCUCCGACUGAACAAGAGGUUUUGGUGAGAAGGUCUUGGACAAGACAUUGGUGCGCCCUUUGUGGGGCUCUAUCCUAAUUUCUCUUGGGCGAACCAGUUGUCUAGGUUCCCCCAUGCGUGGGGGGCUCCCAGACCAUGCAUGGGUUGAGAAGGUGCUGCCAUGGCCAGGAGAGCAUCGCAACAGAAAUAUCACUGGGGUCCCUUGGGAAGAGGAUUUAGGGCUGGAGGCUGGGAAGCGUCCCUAGACAUGCCUGUCCUGAAAGCAGCUGCUUCCAUUAUCCGUUCCCUAGACCCCCGUCAGAAGCCAACCUUGAAAGCACCCCGCUCCUUCACCAUCACCCUCCCCUUUGUCCUUCUGAAGGGCACAGUGGGGAUGGGCGUGGCUCCCCAGGGCCCGCCCUGCUUCAGGAGGGACUCCUGCGGCAGGACUGCAGAGCAGGCGUCAGACACUGUGUUUCAGGGGACAGCCGUGGGGCCACUGCCACUGACUCCAGUUCUGCAACCACCCUGUCUGCUUCUGCAAAGUGCUCAGGGAAAUGGCCUUUCUCCCGGAGGUCAGCUGUCUGCCUCGCAGGCCGUGACACUUCCUCCCUUUCGUGGCCUCCCAUGCUAGUCAGCUGAUCUGAAUUUUUUUUUUAAUGCUUAAGAUUUGGUUUUCUCUUUUCAUAGCAACAUUUUGUUGAAUUUUUUUCUGCACAGCUUUUCCAAAAUAAAAACCUUCCAAACAAUUCUGCCGCCCCCAUCUCUCCUUCCCUCUGCCUCCCCAAAGCUAACGCAGGUUGCCGCGUGGCUUCUCUUUCCCUUCAGUCCCUGAGCCUCACUCUCCUUUUCCACGGCCUGGUUCCUCGGAAAGAAUCAGACCCUCCUGGAGUCUCGGAGCGUGAAGAGUCCUUCAGAGGACGGCGGCCAGGAACACACAUAAACCCAAGAUACCCGCCUGUUCCCU